AUGCCUAAAGUCUUAGUGCCAGAGGGGGGUCCACAGAAGACCGAUGCCAAGAUGAGAGCCUUCGCGGAGGAGGUCUUUGCGUCUGAGACCAAAGACGAGAGCGUCCGCGAUGAGAUCUCCAUGUUUGACGUGGCUGAAGACUGUCCCAUUAUCCACACUGAGAUGGCCUUCCAUCUGCACACUGACGAUAAUGCUGAGAAACGCAAGAGGCUCCAGCGUUGCCGCACCGUUGGCUUGCCCACAGUUCCUGGAAAGGAGGCUGCUGCCCCUGUGGAAGUGGCGACCCCCACCUACCUGGAUGUGCCUGACUUCCAGAGGGUGGCCAUCAUUGGAGACUACGCCUCUGGGGUGACCAUGGACGACUUUGAGCUGUCCUGUAAGGGUCUGUACCGCGCCCUGACCAUCAGGGAGAAGUACAUGAGGCUGGCCUAUCAGCGCUUCCCACGCACGGCCUCCCAGUACAUGCGUGAAAUGGAAGGGGAGAGCUUCAAACCUGAGGACCAGGUGCAGCCAGUCUUCACUCCGCUUCCCGAGAAUGGAGGUGACCCCUUUGACACAAAGGAGCUGCCGAAGAAUCUUGGCUACGUAGCUCGUAUGAAGGACGGCGUCAUCUACGUGUACAACGACGCCGCGGCUGCAGACAAGCACCAGCCCAAGGAUCUGCCCUGCGCUGACUACGAGACCUUUAUCGAUGACAUGAACUUCCUCAUCGCUCUCAUUGCACAGGGCCCGACGAAGACUUACACUCACCGCCGCCUCAAGUUCCUCAUGUCCAAGUUCAACGUGCACGAGAUGCUGAAUGAGAUGGAGGAGAUGAGGGAGCUGAAGCUGAACCCCCACAGGGACUUCUACAACUGUAGGAAGGUUGACACCCACAUCCACGCCGCCGCCUGCAUGAACCAGAAGCACCUGCUGCGCUUCAUCAAGAGGUCUUAUCGUGUGGACGCCGAACGCGUCGUGCACAAGCUCAACGGCCGGGAGGUCACCAUGAAGGAGCUCUUCCAGUCCCUCAACCUGCACCCCUAUGACCUCACCGUGGACUCUCUGGAUGUGCACGCUGGGAGACAAACCUUCCAGCGUUUCGACAAGUUCAAUGCCAAGUACAACCCUGUGGGAGCCAGCGAGCUGCGUGACCUGUACAUGAAGACAGAGAACCACAUCAAUGGAGAGUACUUUGCCACCAUCAUCAAGGAAGUAGCCAGUGACCUGGAGGAUGCCAAGUACCAGUUCGCCGAGCCUCGUCUCUCCAUCUACGGCUGCAAGCCCGACGAGUGGAGCAAGCUGGCCGGCUGGUUCGUCAGGCACAGAGUCUUCUCCCCCCACCUCAAGUGGAUGAUUCAAGUGCCCAGGAUCUACGAUAUCUUCAGAGCCAGGGACUUCGUGCCCCAUUUUGGCAAGAUGUUGGAGAACAUUUUCCUCCCUGUGUUCCAGGCCACCAUCGACCCGCAGUCCAACCCCGACCUCAGCAUCUUCCUCAAGCAUGUGACAGGUUUCGACAGUGUGGACGAUGAAUCCAAGCACAGCGGCCACAUGUUCUGCACCAAAAGCCCCAAACCAGAGGAGUGGGACAUCGCCAAGAACCCCUCCUACACCUACUACAUAUACUACAUGUAUGCCAACAUCACAGUGCUCAACCAGCUCCGCAAACAGAGGGGGAUGAACACGUUCAUGUUCAGGCCUCACUGUGGAGAGGCUGGAGCCAUCACCCAUCUGCUGGCUUCCUUCAUGACCGCUGACAACAUCUCUCACGGCCUCAACCUCAAGAAGAGCCCCGUGCUGCAGUACCUGUACUUCCUGACCCAGAUCCCAAUCGCCAUGUCCCCUCUCAGCAACAACAGCCUGUUCCUGGAGUACGCCAAGAACCCGCUGCUGGAGUUCCACAAGAAAGGCCUGGUUGUGUCUCUGUCCACAGAUGACCCCAUGCAGUUCCAUUACACCAAGGAGCCCCUCAUGGAGGAGUACGCCAUCGCCGCCCAGGUCUUCAAGCUCAGCACCUGCGACAUGUGUGAGAUCUCCAGGAGCAGCGUGCUGCAGAGCAGCUUGUCUCAUGAGGAGAAAGUCCUGUACCUGGGUGAGGACUACCUGAAGGAGGGGCCGGAGGGCAACGACAUCCGCAAGACCAACGUGGCCCAGAUCCGUAUGGCGUACCGCUAUGAGACCCUGUGCUACGAGCUCAACCACAUCAAGGAAGGCCUGAAGGCUGAGUAAACAAAAUCACAUCUGUCGUACCACUCGUCUGUAUUGUGAUGUAGAAACAUUUCUAAAUUAGUUUUUCCACCGCGACUCUUAAUCCAGCUAAGAAAGUGACAUUCUGACUAGAAAAGGAUGUUCUUUCCUUUGGGAAAACAUGUUUGUCUGGAUCACAUGUGUCAAACUCAAGGCCCGCGGGCCAAAUUCGGCCCUUGAAUGAAUUAUCUUUGGCCCGCCUGAUAAAAUGUAUUUACUAUAAGAGCUGGCCCGCCGGCAGUGUUGUGCAAGUUCACAUCUCUCAUGGACUAGUUCAAAGUUCAGUUCAUACAAGUAAACAUGAAUAGUUCACGUUCAUAGUUCACCAUUUAAAUUCUGAACUAGUUCAUAGUUCAAAACUGUAUCUAUCACUACCCCUUGCCUUUACUGUCAGAAUCUUUAUCAGACAGUGUGUAAAAAUCCCUCAGAUAAUAUAAGGUGCAUCGGAUGUGGUCGCUGAGUCUGCGUCUCUGCUUUCUCUUGACAUUUUUAUAUGAGGCCGAGAGCUGUUGUCUUGUGUUGCAGGUAUGGCCUGCCCCUAAGACAGUUUGUAGUGUGUGACGUAGUGCACCUGGGUUUUGUGGGAAAAGACGCUAAAAGUGUGUGUAUAACGAGAAGUGACGGACCACCUAGAGGUGAUGCGAGUAUUGCUCCUGCUGUGUAUCCGAGAAAUAAAGUGGCCGCAUUCCAAGUAAAGAAACGUCUCCUCCUCCUUCUUCAUGGAGCGGUCCGGACGGCUGGUUACCGGCCAGACAGCGAGCCAAAAUAACCAGUGAGCUGAGCUCCCAACUAUGGUUGGAGCCAAGACACUGUCCAGAGAAGAAAACACUUGGAAUACGUUGCUUGUUCGGUCUACAUUUAUGUGCGAUGAAUAAUGGGUAACGUAGUGUAUUUAUGUAUCAUUUAUUUCAUUUAUUUCAUAAUUAAUGUUGUUUUAUCGGCAAUACUCUAUAGGCCUUGUUAGUUCCAGGUUCGAUAUGUGCACUAAGGUUCUUUCAAUAAGUUUUCAAUAAACGAUGAACCUGUCUGGCCCUUGACUUGUAGCAAUUUUUUAAUUUCGGCCCACUGUGUAUUUGAGUUUGACAC
Molecule: messenger RNA, 3312 nt
Organism: Pleuronectes platessa (European plaice)
Lineage: Eukaryota; Metazoa; Chordata; Actinopteri; Pleuronectiformes; Pleuronectidae
Gene: ampd1
Product: adenosine monophosphate deaminase 1 (isoform M)
Exons: 17
Coding region: 1-2208 (735 amino acids)
Biological process (GO): IMP salvage; AMP metabolic process
Cellular component (GO): cytosol
Molecular function (GO): AMP deaminase activity
Source: RefSeq, a predicted model, not a curated record